Messenger RNA from Chara braunii, 720 nucleotides. The record is from the annotation of a GenBank genome assembly. NCBI's taxonomy places the organism in Eukaryota, Viridiplantae, Streptophyta, Charophyceae, Charales, Characeae.
UCCGGAAAAGGGCGGGAUGGGCGGGUGGGACGGGUUCGGUGUCACGGGCGGGAGGGUCGGGAGGGCCAGGAAGGUAAGGCAUGAGGGUCAGGAGGGUCAGGAUUGUGGGGUGGGGUCAAGGGCAGGAGGGUCGGGCGGGAGCGGGGGCAGGGGCAACAACGGAUGGUCGAGCAGGGGGAUUAGGUGGAAGGGUCGGGAUGAGCGGACAAGGAUUGGCGGGACGGGGAGGAAGAAGUAGAAUCUGGGGAGAAGGAGGCCGUGGCGAUGGAGAAGGACGAGGAGGAAGACAGAGGAGGACGACGAAGAAUAAGGAGGAGGAGGAGGAGGAGGAGGAGGAGGAGGAAGAAGAGGUGGAGGAGGAGGAGACCAUGGAGACAGAGGAGGAGGAGGGAGAGAACUUAGAGGAGGAAGAAGAAGAAGCGGAGGAGGAGGAGGAGGACGACGACGACGAGGACGAGGAGUGGGAAGAGGAGGAAGAAGAGGAGGAGGAAGAAGAGGAGGAGGAAGAAGAGGAGAAGGAAGAAGAGGAGGAGGGCCCGAUGAUGGAGGAGGAGGAGGAGGUGGAGGAGGAGGAGGAGGAGGAGGCCACGGCGGCAGAUGAGGACGACGAAGAAGAAGAGGCGGAGGAGGAGGAGGAAGAAGGAGAAGAAGACUAGGAGGACGAGGAAUAGGAGGAGGCCGCGACGGGGCUGAAGGACAAAGAGGCGGCAGCGGCAGCGG